AUGAAAAAACAAUUAAUUUCAUUUAAUUUUAAAUCUGCACUAUUUUUAGUAAUAAUUAUAUUAUUUUCAAAUAUUUUUUACGCACAAUCAUUAGAAUUACAAAUGUUUGAUGUAAAUAUUGGUAACUGGGGUUUAAUAUCAGGAGAUGAAGGCGAAGAAAGAAUAAUAACCAACUAUUAUUUGAAUAACCAUCAAUCUGUAUUAUAUAAAGUAAUAUUAAAUGAACAGGACGAUCAUAUGGCAUUAAUUCAAAUAACUCAUAAUCAAUUUAUAAACUCUGGAUACUAUUCAGGUGAAUACGAAAAUGUAAUAAUCAAAUCAUACACUUUUAUAAACAAUACCCAAAAUAAUAGUAUUAUCUCAAAUGUAAAUAAUAAAACCAAUAAUAAUAUGGCAUUCAGUAACAAUAGUAAUGACAAAACCAUUGAAAUUUCAAUUACAGAUGUAACUCCUAUUUCAAUUAAUUCGUGUUUCGAAAAAGAAAUUUAUUUUUCAAUUUAUUUAAAUAAUUAUUUUUUUGGCGGUGAUAUUGAAAUUUCGGUGGCUUCGCUUUACGAUAAAAGUCAAUGUUAUGAAAAAAUAAAUAAUAAUAAAAAACUAAAUACUUUUAUAAAAAGAUUUUGA
Messenger RNA from Dictyostelium purpureum, 624 nucleotides. RefSeq lists its product as uncharacterized. The record is from RefSeq and is a predicted model, not a curated record. The transcript has a single exon. The coding region runs from base 1 to 624 and encodes 207 amino acids. Lineage: Eukaryota; Evosea; Eumycetozoa; Dictyosteliales; Dictyosteliaceae.